Messenger RNA from Dromaius novaehollandiae (emu), 7700 nucleotides. RefSeq names its product immunoglobulin superfamily DCC subclass member 3 (gene IGDCC3). Gene Ontology annotation, molecular function: protein binding. Bases 194 to 2491 code for a protein of 765 amino acids. The transcript is spliced from 14 exons. Gene Ontology annotation, biological process: cell-cell adhesion. Lineage: Eukaryota; Metazoa; Chordata; Aves; Casuariiformes; Dromaiidae. The record is from RefSeq and is a predicted model, not a curated record.
GGAGGGGGAGCCGCGCCGGGAGCCGCUUUUCGGCUUCGCCCCGAUUCCGUUUCAUCGCCCCCCGCCGCCGCCGCCGCCUCCUCCUCCUCCUCCUCCUCCUCCUCUCUGCCUGCCCGCCGGGGGGUUGGUUCUCGCCUCGCCUCCCCUCCCCGCGGGGCGCAGGGAGGGAGCCCGCCCGCCCGCCCGGGAUGCCAUGGCUCCGCCGGGCUGCGCGCUGCCCGCCCGCCCGCUGCCGCUGCUGCUGCUGCCGCUGCUGCUCGGCUGCCGCGGAGAUUUUGGUCGUUCCACGGAGCUGGCGUUCGUCGUGGAGCCGAGCGAUGACAUAGCCGUGCAGGAGCAGCCCCUGAUCCUCUACUGCCAGGUGGAGGGCAUCCAGCCCAUCACCAUCACGUGGCGCAAGAACGGCGUGAUGAUCGUGGACAGCGAGAACGCCUUCAUGUUGGCCAACGGGUCGCUCUACGUCUCCCGCUUCCAGAGGGUCCGGGGAGACGGGUCCUCGGAUGAAGGCGAAUAUGACUGCGUGGCCCAAAACCACUACGGGUUGGUGGUCAGCCGAAAGGCGAAGAUCCAGGCAGCGACGAUGUCCGACUUCCACAUCCACCCUCAAAAUGCGGUUGUGGAAGAAGGAGGCGUUGCGAGGUUCCAGUGCCAGAUCCAUGGCUUGCCUGAGCCGGUCAUCCUCUGGCAAAAAAACCGCGUGCCGGUCAACACAGACAACGAAAGGUACACGCUGCUUCCGAAGGGAGUCCUCCAGAUCACCGGGCUGAGGGCAGAAGACAGUGGGAUUUUUCACUGUGUUGCUACCAACAUUGCUAAUGUGAAGUUCAGCCGGGAGGCCAGACUCACUGUGUCAGGCUCCCACUCUACCGCUUACAAGGAUCCCAUGAUUCUCGUUGGUCCGGAGAACCUGACGCUGACGGUGCACCAGACCGCGGUGCUGGAGUGCAUCGCAACGGGCAACCCCCGGCCCAUCGUCUCCUGGAGCCGCCUGGACGGCCGCCCCAUUGGCGUGGAGGGGAUCCAGGUGCUGGGGACGGGAAAUCUCAUGAUCUCGGACGUCACCGUGCAGCACUCCGGCAUCUACGUGUGCGCGGCGAACAAGCCCGGCACGCGCGUGCGCAGGACUGCCCAGGGCAGGCUCGUCGUGCAAGCCCCCGCGGAGUUCGUGCAGCAUCCCCAGUCCAUUUCCCGGCCCGUGGGGACGACUGCCAUCUUCACGUGUGUGGCCCAAGGGGAGCCCCCGCCGCAGAUCACGUGGCUGAAGAACGGGCAGAUCCUGGAGACGAGCGACCACAUUAAGCUGAAGAACAACAACAGCACUCUCACCAUCUACGGGAUCAACCAGGCCGAUGAAGCCAUCUACCAGUGCAUCGCCGAGAACAGCGCUGGCUCCACGCAAGCCAGCGCUCGCCUGACGGUCCUGUGGGCGGACGGUCUGCCCGGGCCGCCGCAGAGCGUCAGGGCCGAGACGGUCUCCGCAACCACCAUCCAGGUGUCUUGGAAAGAGCCUCUGCAGAACACCAAGGAGAUCAUCGGCUACGUGCUGCACAUCCGGAAAGCUGCAGAUCCCGUGGAGAUGGAGUAUCAGGAGGCCGUUAGCAAGAGCACGUUCCAGCAGCUCGUGACUGAUUUAGAGCCUUCGACCAGCUACAGCUUCUAUAUAAAGGCUUACACCUCCCGGGGGGCCAGCAAGGCCUCGGAAGUCACAGUGGUGAGCACGCUAGGAGAAGUCCCAGCGAUGCCGUCCCUCUUCAUCAAGGUCGUCAACAGCACCACCGUCCAGGCCACCUGGGAGCCCUCCAUCAAGCUGGGCCAGCACGAAGGCUUCAAACUCUUCUAUCGCAAAGUCCACCUCUCGCAGUACACCGGCCCGGUGGUGCUGCCCAGCGACGUGACGGCGUACAACAUCACCCACCUGGAUGCGUCGGUGGUGUACGAAGUCAAACUGCUCGCCUAUAACCAGCACGGGGAUGGCAACGCGACCGUCCGCUUUGUGUCCUUGCGGGAAACCGUGGAAAGGACAGUGCUGAACCCCCCCUGCGACUGCAUGAAGGACGAGCAGACCAACAAAACCUCUGCGACCGGCAUCAUCAUCGGGAUCCACAUCGGCGUCACCUGCAUCAUCUUCUGCGUCCUUUUCCUCAUGUUUGGCUACAGGGGACGGCUGCUGAUGUGCAAGAACGUGCAGGAGCAGCUGGCAACCCCGCAGGUGCCCCGGAGCCAGAGGAGCGCCGCGGGCCUCGCGCCCAACGGGGCCGCUCGCCGGGAGCGCGACGAGCGGGGCCCGGACGCCAAGCGGCUGGAUCUCAACGAGCUGGAGAGGUUGUUCCCGGCGCGACCGGCCCGCGAGCAGCAGGACGACGAAACAGCGCCAGCCCCGGGCUCGCCUGCACCCCGCGACGAGACCCCGCUGCCGCUCGAGGCGUUCAGCGUUAUCGAGGAGGCGGCGCCGGCCCCCGCUGCCGGCCACGGUCCCGCCAGCGACGGAUAAACCGCCCCGGCUCGAGCGCUUUCGUGGGAGCUGCCAGGAGCCCGAGCCGCGGCGGGUGACGUCUGUACCACGCUCCGUCUAUCUCAGGUCAAUUUAAGAUUUCUACGGUCUGAUUGUUAUUUUUUUGUUUUGCUUUAUUUUUAUAUAUAUAUAUAAAUAUACAUAUAUAUAUAUAUAUACACAUAUACACACACACAGCCUUUUGGAAACUCUGUGAAGUCGAUCUUUCGGGCCUCUGUGUGCUUCUCUCGGUGGCUGCGUCGCCGAGACGGGUCCCGGGGGAUUUUCCCACGGCCGCUAGGUAAAAGCCGCCUCGGCCGCGUCGGCGAACUCUCCCGUCUCCGGCAGAUCGGGAAGGCGGUGAGCCUUGGUCUCCUGGCGUCACGGACUUCUUCCUGACGGGCAGCUUUCGGACUCCUUUUUGGAUCUAUUUUUUAUUUCGAGAAGGCUGGAUUUGGAGAAGUCCUUCUCGCUUGACUCCAAAAAUUGAGGCCUGGGAAGGCCGUGUCUCCAUGGAUUUGGUGGUUUGUGUUUUUUUUGUUUUUUUGUACACUUUCUCUAUUUCUCAGGAUACUUUUUUGCUGAUUGACUCUAAAUACGAAGAAAAAAACAAAAGGAAAAAAGAGUGUGUGUCAAAGGCGGCCUGCCUGCGGGCUACUGAAAGACUUGGCCACCCAACCCGAGUGAACCCGAACCUACCUCAACCGGAAUGAAUGUCUUCUGGGAAGCAGAAGUAUCUGCGUCUUCCUUCGUGUUCAGCAACAAGUAGCGUAGCGCUUGGUCAGUACGAGCUGGUCCUACCUCAGCAGUCGCGCUCGGUACCUGCCGCGUCCUCGUCUUUGUCGUCGUCCUCGUCGUCCCCGUGUGAAGCACUUCCAAACCUUGAAAGCAAUGUUCUACCUCAGGCGCGACAGGGCCUCGCGCGCCGCCCGCCUCUCCCAGCACACCCCGCGCGGGGCACGGCGUUAUGAGCUUUAUCUGAGGCACGUGGCGGCGCGCGCCAGAGUCGUACCUUUUCCUUUUUCUUUUAUUAAUCCUUUGAAGACUGUCGGGGUGCUGGUGCCCCCGAUUCCCGGCCGCCCGCGAUGCUGACCGCCGGGGCAACGCGGCGGUUCGAGCUCUUGGUGUAAGUGGCGGUGAAGCUCGUGUCACCCACGUCAAGAGUCAGGAGAGGAAAUGGGAUGAAGUUUAAAGCAUAAUAAUUGUAUUUUUUUAAGUGGUACCAGUGGGAGAGUCCCCCCGGUCAGAAACGGCCCCCGUCACCGUCACGUCUUGCAAGGGGCUGCUGCGGAGAGCGGCGUAAACAACGCGAUGUCCCAGCCGGCGAGGCGAGCCCAGGAUCCCUCCAGGGUCCCCCCAGGAUCCAGGGUCCCUCCGGCCUGCCGGCCCCGGCAUUUCUGGAUGUGGGAAUAGGCUGUGGAGGGAGCCGGCAAUGCCAGGGGAUGCCGGCCUCGGGAGUGAGGAGGAGGAGGAGGAGGAGGAGGUGCCCCACGGCUUGAAGGUGGAGAACAUGCGCAGCUCCUCCUGGCCUUUGAGGGCCAAAAAGGGAUCAAAUUCAGCAGAUUCAAGGGCUUUCAUUUCACUCAGACGCAUGUUCUCGCCCUAAUUCUCCAGCGCUUAUUCAGAAAAGCCCAACUGGCCAAAAGCAUCCAAAUUUCACCAAGUUUGGUCUAGCGCUGCAGGGCUAGCGCCCGGUCGGCAUUUCGCUGCCAAGAGGCAGUGAAAUCAGGGCUGCGGUUAGUCGUCAUCUCCCCGUCCGCCGGGUUGUGACCUCGGAUCAAAGCGAGUCUAAACCUCCUCCUCCCGCCCUGCUCCCUGCCCUGCCGCGCUUUCAUUUGUGUUGGGUUUUCCGUGUAACGCUGACGUUCACAUUGAAUAAGUACUGUUGCCAAAGUGAACACAUGACUUCUUAGACUAGCUUUCGGCUCAGAAAUCCUGCAGCUGUGAACACGCUAUUAAUUUAAUAUCAUAUUAUUGUGAUAUUGUAAUAGUAACAAGUAUUUGUCACUACUUCCUUUUAUUAAAGGGACAUGCUGUGCCAUUUGACUAGGUGAAAUAUGAUAGUACGUCAAGAAUAGAUUUUUUUCUUUAAAUAAUUAUGCAGAAAUGCGAUGGCGCAAACCAAUGCAGCCUGCGUGUUGGUUUGAGACGGUUGAAGAUGGAUGUGAAUCUUUAAAGACUCUUUUUAGACGUUUAGCUUUUCCUCUUUUUGGGGUUUCUUUUACGCUCUUGUCAAUCCGUACCGUUGGGACCUACCCAUGGAAGCCUGCGGCAGGCCAGCCUCCAAAGUCUGGAGCUUCGGCAGGACGAUGAGACCUUACCUGAUCUCUCAAGGCCUCCCACGGCCACAGGGUUGGGCGGAAAAGCUUGGGACAGCAAGUGGGGUCUGUGCCGCGGAGCAGCCGAUCUCGGGGGUCACCGGGGCCUCGGUUCCCGAGCCCGCACCGAGCGCAGAAACACAGAGCUGUGCCAGAAAACCCCCACGUGGGGCAAGCUUGCCUGGAGUUUGGGUUUUAAUCUGUAAACCAAGAAGGAAAGAAAACAAAGAGUUUGGCUUUAAUUGACGUUUCGGGCGCAGAUGUAAAUCUGUCCGUAAUCGAUCCAACCUGUUGCCCUGGCUCUGCUGGGCAUCGCGGGAGCACGACUGCGCUGGGGGGGCCGCGGGGCUGCGGGUCCCGGUGCCCCCAGGGACCCAGCUGGGCUUCCGCACGCGGCCGUAGGGCCUGGCCGCGUCUUCGCUGAGCACUUACUCGUUUUUACAUAAUCAGAGGUUUCUUCAUAGGAAUCGCCUUCAGGCUGGGGCCGGGCCGUUGGAGGGUUUCCGCCCUGGAAACCUGGCCCGGGCUUCCCGAGCUGCGGGAGAAAGCCUGAACUGGGAUGCUUUGGGGGCUUUGGGACGUGCCGUACCAAAGGUAUCCGUGCUGCGGCUGAAGCUCCCCGCCGGGAUCGCAGCGGGCGAACGGCCAAACCCAACAGGCGCUUCCCGCCGUGUCGCUGGUCUCCACCCUCAUGGGCCAUGGAUACACCUCGAGCACUUAAGCAAAAGCUUCCCAGAUUUCUUAUUCUUUCCCCCCCCCCCCCUUUUAGUUGGGAGGAAUCAAAGUGUUGCAUCUGAGGACAAAAUAUUGCUGAUUAAUGGGCAAAUGCUGGAUCUCAUGCAGGCUGCCGGGAGCCACUGAAGUUCGGGAUAGGGCUCUUGUCCUGCAGUAUUUUUCCAAGGGAAUAAUCCCGUUGAUUCAGCUGGCCGCCCUUUCUGGGCAGCUCCAAAACCUUCUUGCUUUUCUGGCUGUGGUGAGAUGAACUUGCAGCAAGGACUAGAGUAGCCAAAAGCUGAUUUUGGUAACCCAUAAUGGGCACAACCUCUUCUUGGAGGUCUCACGUUUACCGGAGAUGGCUGCUACCUCAGGGAUAGUAUCCACGUUAUGUUUAGUUGAACAGGGACUAGUUUUAUGCUGUGACAGGGUAUUUUCACGCUGUUGGAUUCAGGUAUUUAUUUGUGUAACGUACUUCUUCCUUGUUUUGUAAAGAUGCUGACGUGUUUAAGUGCUAGGCCAGUUUGGGGAACUGAAAAGCUUCCACCCAAAAUCGCAUGGGAUGAGGACUGUACGUUUUAAGUUGGCAAUAAAAGCAAAGGAAGGCUGCGAAGCGCUGGCGCGUGGGGGAGAUCUCCUGCUUAGGGGCCGGCCCCUUGCCCUGCCGUUCCUCCGGGAUAACCGGCCACGGCGGGCAGGGCGUUUCGGGACGUGUCCGGAGGGCGAACGGCCGUGGCGGCAGUUCCCGCGCUGGGUUUAUGCUCGUGUAGGUGAGCGGCGGAUGAUGGUGUGUAAAAACAAAGCGAAGCAUCACGUCAUCCUCCUCCUGGGUCCCUUCGUGGCUUGAUGACCCGGUCCAGGCUCAGUGCUGUGCGCAGACCCGAGGCACCGGCAGGGAGGGGAUGGACGGGAGCAGCGCGUGAAGGCUGCACUGAAGUCGGGGGUUUCCUCCACCCCGCGUUGACCCACCGGCUUCAGCCUGGCUGCAACAGCCGCGACUGCUCCGUGUGUCCGUCCCGGCCAGGCUUUCCGCCCCGCUGCUCCCAUUUCCCUCUUCCAGCACCGCGGGAAAGAGCCGGCUCCCGCGCCAUGCCGCCGCCAGCUCCAUGCCGGCACUUCCCCAUGCGGUGGAAAACAGCCGGGGCAAAGCCUCCGUCCGCUUCCCACAAUUUUUUUUUUAAGCUAUUUAAGCAGCGAGAAGCCCAAAGUUGGCAGCGCUUAGGGGCGAGGCGGUGUCUGUGUGCGGGCACGUCUAGGACCGGGGCGGAGGAGGGCUGCCGCGGGGACGGGCAGCGAGGUGCCCUCUGAGCUGCCCGACAGCCCCUCAGCCCGGGAAGAGCAGGAAAAAAGGAAAUUAAAAGCCUACGAAAACAAACGGCAGCGGCACGGGGCGGGGAAAGCACUCGCUUCGGCUGCUUCCUUCAUCCGUGCAAACACUGUUUGGAAAUAAAUCCCUCCCCGUGCAGGGCCCUUGAAGGCAGGUUGAAGAUCGUAUCUAGCAACUCGAUGCCUGCUAAUUUAUUAUCCUCACCCACCAAAUCAAAAAUAUAAAAGAGGAAGGCGAGGCGCGUGGGCUGCUUGCAGCCCGGGCUGUUUCCGCGCCGGCUUCGGAGCAUCCUCGGCUCUGCCCGUGCGGGGCCACGGGCCCCUCUCGGUUACAGCCGCCCAAAUCCGCCGUAACUGUGCAAAUCGGCGAAAUGACUCUGGGUUUAGGCCAGCGUAAAUGAGAGGGGCCGCGGGGCCGGUUCAAAGCCCGGGGAGUCAGGGAAAGGCCGGAUUUCACGGGGCUUUGGAGCGGGGUCUCGCUUACAAAGCAAAGAGGGAUUUUUUUGCUUUGAUCGUCUUUACAGCGUUUAAACUCGCAAUAUCGUUACGUUUGUAAUAAAGUAAUAAUAAAGGCGAUGAAACUUUGUCCCAGUCCUCUUCGGGAAUCAGCCGUUAAAGUAAUACGAAAAACCCAAAUUGCGAAGCACUUUUCUACUGUUUGUUUUCUACCUUUCUUACUUUGAACUGUCUCGAUAUUUGAAAUCCCACUGAUCCUAUGAUUGUUAGCUCUGUAUAAAAGAAAAAAAGGAAUUAAAAACAGUUUUUUUGUAGUUUGCUCUGUUUAGAUUUUAGCCUGUGGCUACUUGUACAAGGAAAAAUAAAAACUAGAAUAAAUUAGCUCCAGCUCUUUG